Molecule: messenger RNA, 3203 nt
Organism: Ictalurus punctatus (channel catfish)
Lineage: Eukaryota; Metazoa; Chordata; Actinopteri; Siluriformes; Ictaluridae
Exons: 3
Coding region: 54-1808 (584 amino acids)
Source: RefSeq, a predicted model, not a curated record
UGAAUGGUAUAAGAAGCAAAAUUCACUUUAUUUAAUUCUGGCUGAUUUACAAAAUGACUUCCUGUUGGAGUUUUAGUGCACUAAGUAGGGUGCAGGUAGAGCGUAGUGCACUUACACAGGGAGUAGGUUGCUAUUUGGAAUGGAGACUAAGUGAUCUUAAAGUAUGGUAUGGAAAGCACGAUCCAACGAAUGACUUCAGUGUCAUUCCGUCAUGGAACAGAGAGUUUGUGUGCCUGAUUGGUCUGGAAGAGGUGGUCCUGUUUCGUUUUGAGAGGCUGGACAAGACUGUAUUCACUGCGCCUAACAAACGUAGAACCAGGGGGAGGCCGAAGAAGAUUCCUAUACCCGCUGUUGUGCCGGCAACUCUUCCCAAAGAUCCAUACACCUGUGUGAAGUGCAACACCGAUGUCUCUUGUUCAUGGAAAUUUGACGUGAACUGUUCCAUCUUGUGUCAUUCUUGUGUUAAGUGCAGUUGGAGGAAAGAUCACUGGCUCUCCAGUGGACCAACAGAGACCAUUAUCAAAUCAAAUUCUGACAACUCUUCCAUUCUCACCUCAUCCAGUAAUGCUGUGUGGAAUGAGCCCCAGUCUUUGAAACAAGCAGCCCUCCGUUUGCAACAUUCCUCUCGUUCAGUCCCUCAAGAGUGUGACCAGCAGGUCUUCAAGAACUCCUUAUCUUCCUCUUCCAAUUUUCACCCUGAUUCACCUUCCUGCUUGUGCUCUCCUCUUUCCUCAGAUCUUUCCUCCUCCCCGCCUGACUAUUGCUCUGAUACAUCUUCGCAUUGGUCCUCAUCCAUUUCCUCAGAUAACUGCUUCUCUUCUGAUUCCUCAUCUUCCUGUUGUCUGUCCUCCUGUGGUCUUUGUAAUGGCUCUUCAUCUUCGUGUCUCCCCUCUUCCUCAGAUCUUAGCUCCUCUUCUUCAUCCAUGACCCCAUCAGCUUCUGGUUCUCCACCAAAAAAUUCAAGUAAAUGGGUCUUGCAGAAGGUUAAAACGCCUUACUGGAUGGAGACUCCACUUGCCAGGGCUUUAUUUAAAGAUGACAAGGGUAAGAAAAAAAAGGACAAAGAGAAGGAAGAACAACUGACAAAGUCAAAAUGCAAAGAAGAGAAGACUGGGAAGAUGGCCGCCUUACGUGUACCUUCUUUGUCAUCAAAUCAGCAGAUCCUGCCAAAGACUCAAUCUGCACUCCCUGACUCAGAACAGUCAUCGUCACCAUUGCUCAGGGUUAGUAAACACCAACUUCAGACUCGGAUGUUGACUCCAAAUCCGCGUAAAACAACAAUUGCUGAAGAGAACAAACUGACAAUGGAAGAAGGGUUGAAGACUGGCCAUGGCAAUUUGCAAAAGGUAACUCCUAAAGUGUCACAUGGUCACAUUUCCUCAACAAAUUCAGGAUCUUCUACCUACACCUCAGAUUCUGGGAAGGCCACAGUCCACUAUCUACCUACAUCUUGGUCAGAUGUCUCGGGCAAUGUAAGACAGCAAGACUCAAUGGCGAUCCCAAGAUGCUUUGAUGAUAAUAAAAAAGAGUCCAUCAUGAAGAACAAAAAGUUCAGGACUAAGGUGCAACAUCAGGCAUCCCACGCUCACCCCUCUUCAUCUUGGAUCAGUUCAGCUCCUACACGUGCGUCCUUCUUAUCCCAAACUGUGUUAUCUAGCAACCAGGGAAAGACCAAACCUCAGGAGAAGUGGGAAGCAGCUCCAAAUCAGAGGAUUCAGAAGCCAAAAACCUCCAUGGGGUCUCAUGGCAGCCAUCCAUCCUGCUCUUUGUCUUCUUCUUCUUCUUCAUUGGCCAAACUGAGAAAGUGAACCAGCACGUUCUGGUGUCACCAAAGAUGAAAAUUUACACUACAAAGAUCAGGUCAACUCCUAAUGGGAAGCCUUGUGACCCCAAGUGAGAGAAGGAAUGCAGCUGGCUUUCUUUGCUUCCUGAUCCUCUAUCCUAUCUUACCUUAGCCAUUUCCUUGCUUUGCUGCCGCUUGAUCUCUCUUCCAGAAACGCUGUCAAGUUCUCUGCAAUACAGGGUUCCAAUUUCCUCUUUAACCACUCUGCCACUUUACAUCAAGAUAGUAUAGAGCAGGGAGUGUCCAAUCUUAUCUGCAAAUGGGCGGGGUGGCUGCAGGAUGUCUUUCUAACAAAUCAGGAACCACACCAAGUGCAGAACCUGCAGAACAUCAGCUUGUGGAUUGGUUGGAAAGAAAACCUGCAGCUACACCGUAGGUUCUGUACCAGGUGUGGCUCCUGAUUGGUUAAGAACGCAAACCUGUACCAGCACCAGUCCUUUGCGGUUAAGACGAUCCAUGUCUUCCUUGCAGGGUUGUUUUCAAGUUACUUUAUAUGGUAAAGACAGGUUCAUGAACAUGUUUCAUAAGUUUCAGAUUAUAAGUGUAUAUUUUUGUUCCUCUAUUGGCACUUCAAAGUUUAUUGCUCUAAGUUUUGUUGUUGUUUCUUUAUUGUUAGAACUUAUUUAAUAGAAGGCACACUUUGCCUUGAAUUAAAUGUUUUGGUUAAAAAGGAAAAUACAGGAAUUAGCACAUUUUGUGAUGUUUGGUUUAUACAUCUUCCGGUGAUUUGUUCUCAAUGCUAUAAAGUAACAAUUGAUAUAAAUAUUUGUUGUGGCGUACAAAAAGUGUCAAGAGUGUCAUAACUUAUAUCAAUUUCAUGUUGUAGUCAGUAAAUCAAAAUAAAGCAUUCUUGUUCGUCUGAAGAAUAAAACGUACCGUGCUACAAAAUCCAAAGAGGCUAAUGUUUUGAUUAAUGACGUGAUAAGACAGUUGAUGACAAGUGUGACUGCUGCUUCUAAACCUUCUAAGAUAUCUACAAAUAUGCUUCUAAGAUAACUACAAAUACAGCAGUGGCAAUGGUGAACCGUAAACAAAACACACUAAUGGAUAGAAAAGAAGGAAACCGGGUACUACGGUUGCCUCCCCCAGCCCAAAGACGUGUGUUAUAGGCUGAUUAGCAUUUCCAAAGUGUCUGUAGUGUGUGAAUGCAUGUGUGGUUGUGCCAUGGGAUGGGUUAGCAUCCCGUUCAGGGUGUCCCUCACCUUGUGCCCAGAGUCCCCUGGGAUAGGCUCCAGAUUCCCCCCACGACCCUGUGUAGGAUAAGCGGUAUGGAAAAUGGAUGGAAGUUAGUUUGAGAGCAUGUUUGUGAGGUUAGCUCUUCAUGUUACCUGAUCGAUUGUUUGUAUAUGUUGGAAAGGUA